AAGCGUGAGUACGGGACCGAGAUAUAUAUAACCUGUCACUCCCACCACUCACAGGUGACAGGUCAUACCAUCGUUCCCUGGAUUCUUCCAUCAUGUCAGCUGUGAACAUGACAAAUGCUCAAAUCCACCCCAAAUCUGCGCAUUCUACUUCUUCCCCAUUGCCCGACACAUUUCCACAUAUCAACCCAAUCACAGGUCCUGCAAUGGAUCUUUACGAAGACGGCUACAGUGAUCCAGUCUAUCAGGCGAAAGCUCGCAUCUUGAAUCAUGCAAUACAAGACAUCGGCAUGGGUAGAUAUCAGUGGUGUCUCUUCGUGGUCACUGGCUUUGGCUGGUUUGCUGACUCUGUCUGGCCCCUUUUGAGCGGGCUCAUCCUUGCCCCUGUCGUCAAUGAAUUCCACUUCAACGGCCCUUUUCUGUCGUUAGCUUCAAAUAUCGGCCUUCUUGUCGGUGCCGUGUUUUGGGGUCUUGGGUGUGACAUCUGGGGACGCAGGUGGUCUUUCAAUGCCACAUUGUUUAUCGCCGGAAUAUUUGGCUUAGUAUCGGGUGGAGCUCCUAGUUUCGUUGCACUAGCAUCCUUGAUCGCUAUGGUCGGUGUCGGCGUGGGAGGCAACUUACCAGUGGAUUCUGCCGUUUUUCUUGACUUCGUCCCAGGUUCCCACCAGUACUUGCUCACUAUCCUUUCCAUUUGGUGGUGUCUCGGACAAUUACUGUCCAGUCUCAUCGCAUGGCCUCUGAUCGCUAAUUAUUCUUGUGCGAGUGCCUCACACUGCACCAGAUCCGACAAUAUGGGAUGGCGUUACCUGUUAUUCACCCUUGGCGGAAUUACCCUCUCACUGUGGGCCGUUCGGUUUUUCAUCUUCACGUUGUUGGAGAGCCCGCGGUUCCUCUCUGGCAUCGGUCGUGACGCUGAUGCCAUUGAGGUCAUCCACAAAUUGGCGAAAUUCAAUGGAAAGACAUCUUCCCUCACAUUGGAAGAGCUUGAGGCUCCAGACAGAGCAAUGCCAGGCAAACGUUCAUCCUCCGGGGAAAGGCGCAACAUAAUCAGCAAGAAUUCCAAGUACGACACCGGUCAUAUCAAAGCUCUCUUUGCUACUCCCAAAAUGGCUUGGUCGACUAGUCUAUUGAUUGCCAUGUGGGGUCUCAUCGGACUUGCCUCUACGUUGUAUAACAAUUUCCUGCCAUAUCUACUUUCCAGCCGUGGUGCUGUCUUCGGGGAUGGAUCCUUGUACAUUACCUAUCGCAACCAAGUCAUUUUGAGUGUCAUAGGUGUUCCUUCUGCCUUACUCGCAGGUUGGGCAGUAGAACUCCCAUACAUUGGGCGCAAGGGUACUCUUGCUAUUGCCUCAGGGCUCACCGGCGCGUUUUUGUUCGCGACCACCACCGCCCGGACAUCUAACCAACUUCUGGGGUGGAAUUGCGGAUACGUGUUCUUCAGCAACAUUAUGUAUGGCGUCUUGUAUGCUAUUUCUCCCGAGAUUUUUCCUGCAAAAGAUCGCGGUACAGGGAAUGGUCUGACGUCCACAGCCUCGAGGGUGUUUGGUGUUUUGGCCCCCAUUAUUGCGUUAUAUGCCAACCUCGCGACGGCGGCACCUGUAUAUAUCGCUGGAGCUCUGGUUAUUUUUGCUGGUAACCUGGCUCUCUUGUUGCCCUAUGAGCCCAGAGGUAAGGUUUCUAUCUAGAAUUUUUCACUUGCGAUAUGAUGCUUCGGUUGCUCGUGGAACUAGGAUAUGUAUUAGAUGUAUUAGAUGAUCCAAGAGAUUGCUUUUGUACUUUCUCCAAUGUAGCUUGCGAACCCUUAGAAAAUAGUGUCUAUGCAGAAAGACUGCACCUAUGUGACUUGGGAGCGGAAGAAGGUUGCAGAAUAAA
Molecule: messenger RNA, 1869 nt
Organism: Suillus fuscotomentosus
Lineage: Eukaryota; Fungi; Basidiomycota; Agaricomycetes; Boletales; Suillaceae
Product: major facilitator superfamily domain-containing protein
Exons: 14
Coding region: 93-1682 (529 amino acids)
Biological process (GO): transmembrane transport
Cellular component (GO): membrane
Molecular function (GO): transmembrane transporter activity
Source: RefSeq, a predicted model, not a curated record